AUGCUACAGAGGCUAUUGAUCUCAAGGCUUCUUUUGAACAAAUUUGGACAGUUGACUACAGGCGGUGUUGAUCUUUGCUUGGGCAGGCUUGACCUUUUCCGUGGACUCUACACAGGAAAUAUGGCUUCCAGUGCGAAUGGCCCGGUUUCCGCAGACGAUAAAUUUAAUUUGAUCACGAGAAAUUUACAGGUUUGUUUGAUCCUUUUAGUCUUAACUUAAUAUAUUUUGAACUGAUGCGCUUCAGUUACUUACUUGAGUUCCACACUACUCAUUAAGUGGUUUUAAUUUCUCUUUCGUCCGCUAUUCCGGGAAACGUUUUCACUAUUGAAGACCAAAACAAGUUGGUCUGGGCGUCCGUAAUCGAGGUUUCUAAAAGGCGAGAGUUGAUUGUACUCACGUUUUUACUCUUUUUUCUAUCAGGAGGUGAUAGGGGAAGAUCGCUUGAGGUCCUUGUUACAGGAAAAACAUAUUUCUUUGUACUGGGGUACUGCUACCACAGGAAAACCACAUGUUGCUUAUUUUGUACCAAUGACAAAAAUUGCAGACUUUCUGAAAGCAGAAUGUGAGGUGAGUGAUUAUCUUUGUUUUCUGCUCCUUCCGUCUGCUUAUGUCAGUGCCCCAUUAUAUUAAAAAGGUCUAAAGAGACAGAAAUGUUUUAGACUACUGAGCAGAAUUCCAGCAGAAAUUAGGUAUCUGAGCAGAAUUUGAAUUUUCAAAGAGAAUAAACUAUUUUUAUAUUAGCAUGUCAAGGGUCAGAAUGAAGUAAUUUUAUUAACAAUUUUUAUUCAAACAAAUAUGGUGACCAUGAAAUCAGAAACAUUUUCAGGGAUGCGCGGAAAAAUUAAGACCAAUCACUUCUGAUUAACUGCUUUAUUUUCCUUCAGAGUUGCAUCUCAUUUUUCUUUGGUGAACCAAACUUAGGGGGAAUCUAACUUGAGACCAGGAAAGACUUCACCACUUGGGAUCUUUAUAAGCACCCCUAGCUUUGAAAAAUGAUAUUUUGGAAGAAGAAAACUCAUUUCCUUAUUGGGAGAAGUAGGUUUACAUAUGUUAGCCUAAACUGCAGACAGAACUAAACUUCUGGUCAAGUCCGUUUGUGAAAUAGUGCUGGAUUCCUUGUUCUGAGUCCCCACCUGUGUACAGGAUUUGAGUAUGUGCCAUGAUUUGCCUGUUAAAAAAAGCCAUUGAUAAUUUACAAUUAUUUUGCUAAUCUGGUUGAAGGGAAAUUUGAAAUACAUUUCUGGUAAUUUGUAGUGUCUAUUGGGCCCCAGAACAAGGAUAUUGUGGCUGCUUUGCAGAUGUUACUAACUGGGGUUAUAUGAAGAUUGCAUCUGCAAAACAGACUAGCUAGUUUAUGUAGGAGAACUGGCUAUGAGUCAAAGAGUUACCUGACCUACUUUAUCCCAGGCAGAAAUUAAAUUACUCAUUAUCUCAAAAUGGUACAAGGAUAAUAUCCCACUGGAGGUUCACAUGCAGGUAUAAUAAUGGUGGCAAGGGGUAAGAAGUUCAGAUAUUUGAAUAACCAUACAUAAAACACAAUUCAGCUGGAUUGCUAGGUUCUUGGUGUUGCUGACAAGUUCAAUCACCAAGGUGCAAUCAAUCACCUAUGAAAUGAUGUAAUACAAAAGGUUGAAAAGGCGUUUAAACAAUACCCACCCCACAACACAAAAGUGAACCAACAAUAUUCUCUGCAACACCAAGAGACACCUGCUAGACCCAGCCUAAAGAUUAACAAAACACUCCUUCCCCCGUCAAAAAAGGAAGCAAAAAGAAAAUACAUAGCCAUUUUAAGACCUAAGCUAAGUGACCCAGUUUGAGAUAAUGUGAGGGAGUGCUAACCUCUUACCAGUUAAUCAAAGAAAUUUGCAGCUUACAAUGUACAUCAUUAUAUUAACCCUUUGAGUCCCAAUAGUGACAAAGAUCAAGUUUCUCUUAAUGAUAUCCAUACACUGUUGAGAGAUAAGUUGUGAGAAUUAAUAAAAUGAUCAACCAAGAGAAAAUGCCUUGAUCUAUUAUCAAAUUCUCACAACUUAUUCUUUAAGGAAAUGUAUGGAGAUCAGUUUGGAGAAUUUGUAUGUGGAUACUGGGGCUUAAAGGGUUAAUAUAGUUAACAUUUUUGUUUUUUUAGACAUGUACAUGUUGUCUGCUGGUUUGUUUCAUUCUACGAAAUCAAAAAUUCUUUUUUUAGGUAACAGUUCUGUUAGCUGACCUUCAUGCAUACUUGGAUAAUCUUAAAGCACCGUGGGAGCUGUUGGAGUACAGAGUGAAAUACUAUGAGGAAGUUAUCAAGGUUAGACAAAAAUUAUGAGACUUUUUUUUUUACCAGACUAUUGAUUUUUAAGAAGGAGUUGGUCUAGUGUGUCCUGUAUAAAUGCCUCUUUGGGUAAAUGUUACAACUGACUCAAGUUAAAAUUUUUGAACCAAGGUUGAUCGUCAGUUUGCUUUGUUUCGUAUCCCUAAUUAUUCAUGAAUUAGGGCUAGGAGUCAAAGAAAAUUGAGAAUCAACCUUGGUUACAUAAAUAAAUAUAUUUUGUAUUUUUUUGAUAUUAUUCUUCUUAUUAUUAUUGAACAUUUUUGUCAGUUUGAUAUUCUUUAACUUUAUACUUUAUACAGGUUUAUACUUUUUAUAUAAGGCCCUCCAAAUAAUAUCCCCCCAAAAUCGUAACGCAAAAAAACCCUUCGUUAAAUCGCUCCUCUGAAUAUAAGCCCCUCAGGGGGCUUGUACUUGGAAUUUGCCCUGCAAUACAAAGCAAAAAUGGUAAACUUCCUUCCCACGUACUAGCUAGCCCAAUCGAUUUUGAAACACAAAUUUCCCUCCGUAGAUAAGCCCCAACGAAUAUAAGCCCCUCAAAACGGGCCUUUGAAAAAUAUAAGCCUCGGGGCUUAUUUUCGGAAUUUUACAGUAUCCUCACUGACCGAUUAACUUGUUACAAACCGAAAUAAUAAUUAUGCACAUCUGUCACUUUUAAUAUGAUUUUUUGUUUGAAAAUUGAUUUUCUCGUACAGGCCAUGUUGGAAUCAAUAAAUGUUCCUUUGGAAAAACUAAAGUUUGUGAGAGGAACAGAGUAUCAGCUAAACAGGUGACUGAAACCUUCACUUAACUAAUUUCAGUCACUCAUUGCAGUUUAAGCUGAAUGUUUUUUGUUUUGUUUUUUUUUGUUUUAAUAAUUAAAGAAAAGAAAAGAUGUACAUGUACAAAUAAGGAUAACAGUAAGAAUUUUUUUCUCUCUUUUUGUCUGGCAGAGAUUAUAUUUUGGAUGUUUUCAAAAUGACGACAGUGGUCACUGAGGUAACUUUCCUCUCACAUGUUCUUUUCUUCAGCUUAUUUAUCACAGUUACCAUUAAUGAUUGAUAAUUACUGUUUAUAAACAAAUUGUUAAAUUAUAAUAAAAUUAUUGAGCUGGUGGCAAUGCCCAACAUAUUUUCAUGCCAUCAUUAAUCUUAUUUUGGGAACUCUGUAAUAAUAAUUUUAUGACCUGAAUCACUGAGUGAAGACAUCCAUCUUGCAUUUAUAUAUUUUUACUAUUAUUUUAUAUUGUUGUUUUUCUUUUUAUUUGUCACUGUUUGUGGCUCUGUCCCUCCAUCAUUGGGAAGUUAUGUGAGGGAACCACAGGGGAGGUGAAGACAGUGGUGGAUUUUACUUACCACAAUUAAAGCAGGGAUGUAAAAACUCUCCAUUUUUGACAAUGUUAAUUAUGUGGUUUGCAAUUUUCCUCCUUGAGGCCUACAGUACAAUCCUCUACCUGAUUAGUUUUUUUCUUUACUGUCAGCAUGAUGCCAAGAAAGCUGGGGCUGAAGUUGUAAAACAAGUGCAACAUCCUCUGUUGAGUGGUCUGUUGUAUCCUGGGCUACAGGUGAACACUGAUGAAUAUCUUUGGUUUGAACAUACUUUCCCUUUUGAAUUAAGAGGCCCUAUUUUGGUUAAAUUCUGACACAGAGCAUUGCUUUGAAACAGUUACAUACCAAUAAGACAGAUUAAACCAAUAAAAAGAGGGGUUUGCCUAAAACUUACAAUCCGGAAUCCGGAAUAAACCCGAAUGACUCUGAAGUUUAGUGUUUAGGGUUAAGUAAACUAGUGAAUCAGGUUCAAAUUAGGGUCAGCAUUAACUGACCUGAAACUUGAUUCACUCAGUUUCCUAACUCUGAUCACUAUAGAGCGGUUUUCACUUGACUGUCGUAAAACCAAAACCAAAGUAAAUACACUAGCCAACCAAAGGGCGUAGUAAAACCAAAACCAAACUAAUUCCUCAAUUACUUUCGACAGUCAAGUGAAAACCGCUCUAAACUUCAGAGUCAUUCGGCAUUCAGUAAGGGUUUUUUACAGAUUCUGGAUUCCGGAUUUUAGGCAAACCCUAAAAAGAGUAAAAUAGUAGAUGUUGACUGUAACUGGACUAGUUAUAACCAGUAUCACCCAACCGUUAAGGGGCAAUACUUGAAAAUUGUUCAUCUUGUUUCGUUAAGGCUCUUGAUGAAGAAUUCCUCAAGGUGGAUGCACAGUUUGGAGGGGUUGAUCAGCGCAAAAUAUUCACUUUGGCUGAAAAGGUAAUUGUUAUUUCUAUUACAUGUAAUUGUUUGUGCCUUAUUUGCAAUCUGCAGCUCAGUAGGAAGAUAAUUUAUCUGAUUUCAGAAAGCAGCGAAAAAUAUAGGACUGCGAUAAAUUGAGCAAUGGUAUUCAUGGCUACAAACAAAAGGGGCUCUACUAAGGGUACUUUCAUAAUGACUAUAUUGUAGUUGUGGGGAAAAGAUUGUUGAAUCCAUGAAGUAGUAUUUUUAUUCUCAUUUCUGUAAGUUAGCCAAGUUGAAGUCCAUGCUGUAAAUUUUGGACGUUAAUCUUUAACAAAUUGACCAAUUACUAGGCAAAAACAGACUCAGCCAUAUUAUUGUGUUAUUGUUUUAUUAUUAUUGUUGUUAUUAUUAUUAUUAUUAUUAUAAUAUAUAUAAUUUACAGGGCUGUAAUUUUUUUUCUCUUGAAAGAACAUAUGUCCUACCAAAGAAACCAUCUUGGUUGGACAAAACAAAUUUUGUUCGGACAUCACCAAUAAAAGGUUGAACUUCAUAUACUUUAAUUCUUUAGGUAGAUUUUUGUUCCUCCUUACCCUAAAAUGAUUUACGAUAAAUAUAUACACUGUAUCUGCAUGCACCUUAUUGCAAUAACAGCAUCAUAGAACACUGAUAAAAAAGCUACACUAAGGAAUUUAGAAGGCAGUGCCAUCACUAAAACAAGACAGGUUCUUCCAGAGGGCUUGAUGGUUACUACUGUAGAUGAAACUGAAUUAACUUGCUGACGUGCAGAAUCCAAUGCUCAGCUGACAGCUCUGAAUUCAUCAAGCUUAUUCCUAUCUUCUUUUAAAUAUUUUUGCUUUUUUUUUCUGUUACAACAUUAUUGCUACUUGAAACCCACACCAUUAUAAGGAUCUAAUUGGCAUUAUGUUAUUAAUUUUGUUUUUAGUACCUCCCUUCCCUGGGAUACAAGAAAAGAAUACAUCUGAUGAAUCCCAUGGGUAAGUUUAUUAAUAAUUUUGAACUACAUGUACAUACAGUGAGUUAUUUCUUAACUGAGCAACUCAUGUUCCUGCAAUUGGCGUCAAAAUCACUGAGACAUUGUCCUUGAAUGGGGUAACUUCAAAGAACAGGACAAUCCACCCCCCACCCUCUUUCUCCUCCAUCGCAAGUUGGGGUGUUUGUUGUUUUCUGCAGGUAGCUUGAACAGUGGUACAACAUCACAUGGAGGUUGUGGAGGAUAGAGAAUUUUUUUCUCUUUUUUUUAGCUGGCAAAAUGUUAUAGAGGCCCUUUAGGGCAAAGUGUCUCAACUAAUUUUGCCGCCAAUUUUUGCUUUUUCCUGCUGAAUAUGGCUACAUGGUGUAACAGUAGAAUAUUAUUGUUUAUUGAUUGACAGUCCCAGGACUAACAGGAACCAAGAUGAGUGCCUCUGAUGAGGUAAGGCUGACCUCCCAAAUGGAACUAAUUAAUAUAUAAUUAAUGCUUAAUGAAGGCAAUGAUAGGAACAAUUCUUAUGAUCAUCUUGAGUGACUUUUUUGUCAUUUUUUGCCCUUUUUAAAGGAUUCAAAAAUUGACCUUUUGGAUAGUGCAUCUGCUGUGAAGAAAAAGCUGAACAAGGUCAGUUUCAACUCCACUUGUUCUUUCAUUUAUUUUUUUUACGUGAAAAUGAAAUAUGGCUUUUUCUCCGAGCACCAUGCGAGCAAGGGCUCCAUUUCCUUGUGCGAGAUUGAGGGUACUUGAGAGGUAGAGAAAAACGAAUUUUAAGUGUGCUUAAAAUUAGAAGCAUAAAUCUUAAGAAAAUUGAAGUCGAUUCUUUAAAAUGGAGAAGAUUUUAUUGUGUUUCAUAGCUUUUUCGAAUAACACGCGACCUGCGAUGUCAAAAACGUCUUUGGCAUGGAUUUUGGAUUUUUCUGAGAUGUCAAUCAAAAUUUGAAGGCUAGGUGCCUAUUUUUUCCACUCUUUCUUUUGUCAAUUGGGAGGAUUUAUUCUUUGAUGUUCUUUUGUGUGAUGAACUUUUUACAUUUUAGCUCUCAAGUUAUUUCACCUUCUUACUGAAACAUAGCAAGAUGAGAUUCCUAAGCUGUAGACGACUGCGAAAUUGUUCCUUUAGAGCUUAUUGGCGCCUUUAUUUGGCAAGCAAGGAUUUGAUGCUACGGUAACGGUUUGAUUGACUUCGAAGAAAAACCCAAAAUCCCAAAACAUUUCUAACAACGCAGGUCGCGUGUUAGCUCAUACUAUCCGAAACAGCUGUAACAGUCUAAGAUACCGUGGGUGUCCUGAAAAGUAACAUUAAAAUUGUGCUGUCAACGUGAUAUGAAUCUAAAAAUUAUAAAGCUGCAAGUCCGUGAUAGCGAGUCAGUCAGUCAUAGCGUUUAAGUUUUUCAUUUUUCCUUCUUGUUGCUUAUUCUGUUGUUGUCGGCAAGGUGAGAGUCAACUGCACAACUGCAUUUGUCGGAGCGCUUUUUUCAUAGUGAAAAAAUUCUAUCUCACUCACAUACGCUUAGCUUAGAAAACAGCCAACAUUUCACGACUCCAUCACUGGUUACCCCGCGAAAUGAGGUCUAAGGAGGAACGACCGCAGAAAUUCAUACUGAUGACACAUCACUACCCAAAUCUGGGUAGUGCUUCUGAUUGGUUGAAAAAUUGCUUCAUCCGAUGAGAAGCAUUACUCAAAUCUGGGUUGUGACACGUCGUCAGUAUGGAAUUUCUACGCUCGUUCCUCAGACGUCAUUUUGCGGGAGCACCAGUGGUGGCGUCCUGAAAUGUUGUCUGUUUUCUCAGGCUGUCACAUGCUCUGGUUCAUCUAAAUCACAGUCAUCAUCAUGUAAUUCCAUUUAAAAAUCCUUCUUCCUCACCCAGGUUAUAAUACUUUAAACUUUUAAAAUUGUUUAAAAUUUUAAAUUGUUUUCUUUUGUGUGUCUUUAGGCCUUCUGUGAAGAAGGAAAUAUUGAAGAGAAUGGUCUUCUUGCUUUUGCCAAGUUUGUCAUUUUCUCAAUUCUGGAAACUAGGCAUCAAACAGGUUUGCAUCAAUUAAUCUUUCAAUUUCUGGAGACUUGAAUUGCCUCGGUAACGGUUGAGCCCCCCUUGCGUUUGGCCUCAUUUCUAAUAUCACUUUCAUAAUUAACCGCUAGUCUAAAACGUCACUCACUGUAUUUUUGAGAGUGUUGCAGCGUGUGGCUAUUGUGGUUCAAUUUUGUUUCCAACUCAGUUCCAUAUCGUUCAUUGGCAUACCUAAAAACAAAGGAAAGGAAAAAUUUGAACCAAGGAAAAAUUAAUCGGACCACAACUUAGCCACGUCAAGUGAAACAUAAUUAUUGCAUGCACAUUGCUUGUAACCGACUUUUUUACAAUUUUCAUUUGCAAUAAGGGGGUAAGGAUUGUAAGAGUUUUCUCCUUUUUCUUCCUUGAUUUAGAAUUUGUGAUAGAAAGAACUGAAGCAAAUGGAGGAAAAGUUUCAUUUAAGGAUUACGCAUCUCUUGAGCAAGCUUUUGCCAGGAAGGUAAGUUCUCACAUAGAUUAUUAUGGUGCUUAGAACAGCUACCCAAAACACCUAUUGGCAGGCUGUCGUGGCUGUCGGGUUUUGGCCAACUCAUCAAGCGAACCAACCACCCAGCGAUAGUUUAAGGACAAUUUAAAGGCACUCGCACGGGUAACAGCAUUUGGCUUUUAAACUGUGCAAUUAAACUGACACGUAACGUAUGUCACCAUGAGUAUAAAAGUGAAGAGGUAACGUGUGUCCACCCUACCCAUACCCCCAGGGGGAAGUACCCCUCAGAUACGUGUGUGCCGGCUAGCUUCCCAUGCAAACGUUCUUAGUGUUUCAUCUUGCGUCCCCCACCCCACCCUUAGCCCAGGUUUGCUAAACCAUGACCCUGUUAUGACACCCUAUUCAAGGGAAAAAUAAAAACCAACGAAACCAAGAAUUUCAUGGCAACACACAAACCUCCAUUACAUCGCUCUCUUUUUACUCUAAAGGGGUAGUUCAAUUGUUUUUCUUGUACCUGAGAAUUUACGCCCUUGAAAAACAGCUGAUACAGUCUAGGUAAUCUAUGUAGGGUCACGCUGCGAAAAUAAUGCCAACCAUGGCAAAACGAUUCGUUAUUAUUUUAGGGAUCGAGACCCUCAAAAACCGCACCCGACUUGAUAAGUCCUAAUGAGGACGAAACAGCUGUCCAUGGCUGCCACUACCGGGGUGAUGUUUGUGCGCAUGUGUAAGGUACUGGCCAUACCGCGGAGUUGGUACAUGUGUUUCAGUGCUUAAAUUGGUAUAGCUCAUACCUAUCUGGCCCAUGUAUGCGAGUUAUCUUCCCCCGAGGCCCCUGGAUAGCAAUAAUAAUCAAUCAAUCAAUCAAUCAAUCAAUCAAUCUACGUAUCUGAACACAAAUGAUCUUCUUCUGCAGAAUAUUAAAUUCACAAGUUAACCAGAGCACUUCCACUGUUUGUACUACGCGACGAACGUCAAACCCUGUAAAACGUAUUGCUUUUAUAUUACCAUAGUAUUUCUGUCGUGUUAGGAGCUGCAUCCGCUGGAUCUUAAAACAGGAGUGGCGACCUUCUUAAAUGAGGUAAAGAGGAUUGAAUUUUAGUUGUGUUGCAAUUUUGUAUAUUUUUGCAUUCGUUUACUUUUACACAGUCUUACUGAUACUUGCUCUCUUUUUAAGCUUCUGGAGCCAAUAAGAAAGAAAUUCCAAACUCCUGAGCUACAGAAGCUGACCAAGCUUGCUUAUCCUGAGCCCAAGAAAGCAAGUAUGUUUCAAGGAACUGUACGUUGUUGUCUUUGCUAAACAUAUGCCCUGUUGUCCAUAGCCUACUCCAGGCGUUCAGAUAGUGGAGUGCGGUGCGAAGUCAGAGGGCGGGAAGAACGCCUGGAACAGGCUAUGUUGCCCUGGGUACCAGAGGCGUUUUUCUCGCGUGCGUCCGGAUGCUUUAGUGUCGGCCGCAUGCCGGCAGCUCUUCCUCCGACGGCCGAAGCCACGAGCACCGAAACCAGACAACGGGCAUGAAACGUCUCUGGCACCUUACAAUUUACCUUCCCUCAAAUUAGCCUAAGAAAACAGCCGAUAUUUCACGAUCCACCACUUGAUUCCCCGCGAAAUGACGUCUUGGGAAGUAGGUAGAAAUCCCAUUCUGAUGACCUGUCACUUGAAACUAGUUGUGCGUCGCGAAAUGUUGGCCGUUUUCUCAGGCUACUCCUGAAUGUAUUUCUCGUUUUACAGAAGGUGGGAAGGGAGGUGCGUCUGCCAACCCAGAGAGAGCAGUUGAUCCGUCCAGAUUAGACCUGAGGAUCGGGAAAAUUGUGUCAGCAAAGAAGGUACGUCUUGCAGAUGUAAACUGGUGUAAGGACUUUGUCAUCACAGUCAGACCUUUACUAUAAGCGGACACCGUCACCUUUGGGGGUGAUUUGACCAGGUUUGACCAGCCUAAAAGAGAAAAAAACAUUUUUCAGCAAUAUAAGCCAUCGAUAAUGACCGUCACGGCUCCUUCAAAGAACUUUUUUACGACCCAUCAAAAGCUACUUGUAUUUUUUCCUGUCUACAGAAAGAAUCGGUAAUCGUCAGGCUAAGUUCAAGUAUUAGGAUCUAUUAAUGAUUCUCUCAUUUCUUUUAGCAUCCUGAUGCGGAUUCUUUGUAUGUGGAAGAAAUUGAUGUCGGGGAAGAAAGUAUGUAAUCCUUUCGAAACAGUGAAUGUUUUAAGUCUUCAGUGGAUUCGUACCACAAUGUUUUGUCAGUCUGUAAAAGAUCUAAACUAGGGACUUAACGAUCCGAUGACGCGAUGGCAGCUUAAACGUCGCGUAAAAAGUGAAUUUACGUUUAUUAGUCUUUAUCGCGAUUAUUCAUGCCUAUUUUCUUUAUCAAAAGUAGGCGAAUCCUUCUGGAGGGUGGACACACGUUACCUCUUCACCUUGAUACUCACGGUGACAUACGUUACGUGUCAGUUUAAUUGCACUGCCUAAAAAAGAAAUGUGGUUACCCGUGCUUCUGAACCCUUCUAGGAUCCCUAUCAAAGUUCAGAAAGAGAAAUAGAAUUUCGUUGUCCUUAUUUAUGUCCUCCAUAAAAUGUAAAAUUGGUCAAUUUCACGUCGUAGUCGUGCAAAAAACACCCAAGAAAUGUAUGAAAAAAGUGUGGUGCACGUGCAAAGUUGUUGUUUUGCCUUCUAAGCCUGUUGCGUUUUUUUCUGGUUUCUUUUGUUUUUUUUCGUUUUUUGACGUUCUCGUUGCCAUGGCGUCAAAGGAUCGUAAAGUCCCUAUUAGUAAAGUCCCUAUUAGUAAAGUCCCUAUCAGUAAAGUCCCUACUUGGUCUUCUUUUUCAGAGCCAAGAACAGUAGUAAGCGGAUUAGCGGAAUAUGUGCCUUUGGAAGAGCUUCAAGACAGAUUGGUGGUCAUGAUGUGCAAUUUAAAACCCGUAAAUAUGAGAGGUGUGUUUAAUCUUUGUCAGCUGAAAAUAGUUCGCUGCUCUCUUCAGUAAACCUUUAGCCCUAUUCACUCUGCAAAAUGCACAACAUCUGCUUUACAAUAUAAAUUUAAAUUUGUAGAAUACUGAAAAGGACGUCGCUAGAAAUUUUUCCAACGUACGCACAGUUUUCCAAAGUAACCCUACCCCGUCUCCAAAUCUCACGCGGGCGUGUGACUUGGCGAUCAACAUCAAUUUUCUCCUGCUGAAUAGGCCAUUUGCAUGAUGGCUUCAUUUUACUACUAUGACCAGGAUCCUUCAGGGUUUUGCCUUCUUGUGCGGGGCUACCAAUUUUAAAUAUGAAAAGAAAAACGAAAAUAAUUCUGGUCGUAGUAGUAAAAUGCCGCCAUUGUGCAAAUGGCCUAUUUCAGUAGAUAGUCAAUAGAUCGGCCAAUGAGAAUUAAAAAGUUGAUCACCUAAGGAAAAUGCUCUGAUUUACAAAGAAAUUCUCCCACCAAGUUCUUUAAGGAAAUGUAUGGAGACCAGUCUGGAGAAUUUGUAUUUGGAUAGUAGGGCUUGAAGGCUUAAACCGUGUUCUUAAGAUAGUAUUUACAGCUCUCACGUGUGGCUAGGCUUGAGAAAAGUACCCUAUUUUGUUUUGGAAAAUUAUCUGAAGGAAGUUAAAGUGGAGUUACAUAGGCAACUGCACCGUUUUUAGCUUUCCGUUGUUUUAUACGACGUUCUGUUCUUUGCUUUAUUUUUCAAGUUUUUUGAUCGUUUUAAUGGCAAAACUUGACAAGAUGUUACUUUUUCAGUGCACAGGGAAACAUUUGCUAAGGUUUUCUAUGCUACAAAGGAAAAGUUGUCGGGAGUACUUGCUUGGUUAAAUGAGCCUUACAAAACACUGGGGGUGAAAUGUUAACAUGUCUAGUUAUCUGCUCCAAUAACGAUUUUUCAGUUUUCCGCGAAUCUAAUGCUGUUACUUGAAAUUCAAUUAAACUCCUAUAUCUUGUGUCUCACUGCCACCUAAAUUUGUGUUUUUCUCUUUUUAGGUAUAAAGUCAGAAGCGAUGCUUAUGGCAGCAUCCAUAACUGGGUAGGUUUUUCAAACGGGCCUGCCCUGUGUGUAUCUUUAGAAACGAGGACAGACUGGAGCCAAACGCGGCGGUCAGCUAUUAGCCAAUAGGCUUUUUCCUGUCCCUUGUGACAGUUCCAGAAGUCUUUGCGAAAGUUAACUCGGCCCAGUUUCCUUCUCGUUUCUUAAGUGACUAAUUCGCUCUGAUAGAGAGGUGAAGUGUGAUGUCACGUUACCAUGGAACCAAACUUUCUGGAUCUCAACAAUCUUUCUUAAAGAGGCGAUUAUUUUCAUUGUCGAACGAUGGAAGGAAAGUAUGGGCUACCGUUUUGUUCCUGGGUGCAAUCAUGCAUAGGAAAGUCGUACAUGUCAAUUUUUUUCGUCUUUUCUUACCAUUUUUCAGGACAACGGUUUGUUGAGAUUCAGAAAUUUUGUUACCAUGGCAACGUGACGUCACGGCUUCUCCACUCUAUAGCCCCUACCCUCUUCAAAUCCCUAUCAUCUCCCUUUAAACAGUCCAAAUGAUUGAGCCUCCUACCAAUCUAAUUAGCCCGCGCUUCUCCCCAAUUAUAGCGAGAGACAUUUUUAUUUUCCGCGCCCCAGAGUCUUUCUCGCCCGCGAACCCAGACAUAUUUCCGGUUAUCGCGUCUAAACUUCGGGCGAAGAGAAGCAACAACCGGAAAUACGUCUGCGUUCGCUGGCUAGACUCGUUUGCGAGCUGUUCUUUUCUUAGGGAAAUGUAAUAAAGUGGCAGGCGCGAAUUAUGUCAGGAAAAUAAACAGGCCAGCUCUUUAACCACGUCAACUGAUGAAAAUGUGUAUCUUUCUAGCUCUGAUGGGAAGCGGACAGUUAUUCCUCUAAAGCCGCCGGUAGACUGUAAACCAGGUGACCGAGUUGUUAUACAAGGAUACGAACAUGAAACAGCCGGAGGUACAGACUUAGUCACUCAGUGGCGUCUGUUCUGUUGUUCAUAUUUUUACUGUAGUUAUUACCUUCCUUGUCGUAACGUUGUUGUUUCUGUAUAGGGAGCUCAAGCAAUAGAUAAGAUAAACAAAACAACAACUCUGCACGUGCAUCACGCUUUUUUGUACAUUUCUUAGUCGUCACUGCGCGCGACUACAACGGGAAAGUGCCUAAUUUCAGGUUUUGUGGGGGACGUGAACAAAAGGCAACGACUUCCUUUUUCUUUUCCUGUACUGAGAUACGGUCUUUUAGAUAGAAUUCAACUCCAGAAAAAAAUUGCUAACAUUUGACAAAUCGAAAGAAAUAGAAUAAGUAAGUUUGAAGUAGCACUAAUUAGUCACAUUUAGGCCCCGGCCACACGUAUCCCGAUAUUUUUUGAAAAAGGAGAUUUUUUUUUUCUCCGUUUAAAAAAAGAUACGCAUCCAACGAUGUAAAUACGAUAGAAUCACUUACGGAGCAUGCGUCAUGCUAGAAGUAUAUGACAUCAUCGUAUUCGAAAACCUCCGUUUUCGUCCGUCCACUCGUAAAUGAAAAGCCGGUGUUUUCAAAAAUCUCCACUCUGGUGAGCGUUUUUUGAAAAGAUCCAUUUUCGGUGACUGUUUUCACCGGAUGCGUGUGGACGGUAGGCAAAACCGGAGGAAAAAGUAUCCGCUUUCAAACAAAAACAGAUACGUGUGGACUCUGCCUUAAACUGACGUUUUCGUAACCAUCGCCGUCGUUGAACAGCUGAAGGGCCUAUCAUCGUAUCUUUUGAGGCCGUUGCAGGGAGUAGUCUUCAAGCUAUAUCUUAACAUAACAACACGUUUCAUGUGUCGUAAAGCCGGCGUUAACAAAUAAAAUCAUAAAAGUUUAUUAACUAGUAAUAACCAAAGGUUAGGGAGUGCGGGCGACAACGAUCGAAGGUCAAAACGCAUUUGCUCCAACGCUGUGCUUUGCGUAAGUUUCACGAGACAGAUGGUGAAAACACGCAUGAUUAGGUUAUGAGGGGUACAUGGUCGAAAUGCGCUAAUCAAAUUGCGUUUUGUGCAUUCCAUUCUUUCUUAGUGGAAGUCCAAACGAAUACUGGCCACAUACGUGCGACGCAUGCGUAAUAACAACCUGGAGAUUAGGAUUGCGGGCUCCUCCUGUCGCCCGCAAUUAUUAAAAGACAAUAUUACUGCUCAUGAAAAUAUUCUAGCAAUGCAACGUAUCAGCCAGAGACACUCAUUAACCCCACAGUGCGCCUUAAUGACGUGUUUGUUUAGGUUAACUUUUUAUUUUUUCCCUAUUAACAGAUCCAGAUGAACAGCUGAAUCCCAAGAAAAAGAUUUUUGAAACUCUCAAGGUAAAUUCAGAUUUUCGUCAGUAGGAUAAUGCUUCUUUAGUCUUUUUUCUGUGAGAUAAGUGUCAGUUACCUCUCACUUGCAUUUAAUAAUCUUCUGAAUUUUUAGGGGCAAUAGGGAGUUUGAGAUACGCAGACGGCGGUGGCAACGAGAGCGACCUUGUUUAUACACAUGCAGAUUAGUGUGACACGAACAUCGGUUGCUUUUCACUGUUUCUAUUGAAUGGUUUUAAUCUUUCUCUCUUUGUGCUUUUCAGCCUGACUUGGUAACUUCCGACGAGGGUAUAGCAGAGUACAAAGGGUGUGCGAUGGUGACAGCCGCUGGCCAGAUUACUGCUUCUCUGAGAAACGCGCAAAUUAGUUGACGUCUUUAAACAUCAGUUACAAAUGACAAUUACUCAGUACUUAGCAGAUCCCUCGAACUGCAGUGAAAAUUUGAAUUGAAACUAAAUGUAUUUUUGUUCAACUUCCAUAUUCUGUCGGUAGUAAGCCUUAAAGCGAACCUCCACUUCAACAAAAAGAUAACUUUAAAUCACAGGAAAUAACUGUUACAGUCAAGUCAAUCUCAAAUACUUUUAAAGAAAGCGUUUGUAUCCGAAAGAAAUAACUUUUAGAUUCGCCUAUUUUUGUUUUCAAAUUUUGCUGGCGUCGCCAUCUUGAAUAAUUGUGACGUGUUACGGUUGCCCUAUU
Molecule: messenger RNA, 14939 nt
Organism: Porites lobata
Lineage: Eukaryota; Metazoa; Cnidaria; Anthozoa; Scleractinia; Poritidae
Source: the annotation of a GenBank genome assembly